AUGGGCCCGGCGGGCUUCUGGGAGCGCGCCACGUGGGUGCUGGCCGGGGGCCUCCUGGCGGUGGCCCUGGCGCCAGGGGGCCGAGGCUGUCUCGGCGCCAGCUCAGGUCCCCGCUGGUGCCCCCUCGGCGCGCAGCCACCCCGGGAUCCCCCGGUGGCUCCCGGGUCUGGGCCCGGCCUAGGGAGCGGGGCGGGGCCCGAGAGCAGCACGCAGGACUUGCCCUAUAUGAUUUGGCCCAACAUGGAAUGCUGUCACUUUGAGACUGCAGUGGAAGCACCACUUGGACUGAAACUGGACAAGAAAAUGGAAGUGUGUAUCCCACUGUCAACUUCUGCAGCCUCUAGUGGGCCCUGGGCUCAUUCCUUUUUUGCUUUUAUACCCUCCUGGCCUAAGAAGAACUUAUUUAAAAGAGAGUCUCCGAUAACACACCGCCUGUAUGGGGACAUUUCAAGAGAAGUUCAAGGGACUUCUGAGAAUGGAGUAAUUUUUCAGAAAUGUGCACUGGUGUCCGGGCCGAGCGAAGCACAGACAGCCCACAUAUGGCUGUUAGUUAACAACACCAAGACACCCUCGUCAGCCAACCUCUCAGAGCUGCUCUUGCUGGACAGCGUCGCUGGUCUCACCAUUGGGGAAUCCAUCGGAAACAGAACCUCAGAAGGAUUCCAGGCUUUUAGCAAGAAGUUUCUGCAAGUGGGAGAUGCCUUUGCCGUCAGCUACACAGCCACGCUCCAGGCUGGAGACAUCUGGAAUGGAGAAAGCCUCAAACUUCCUGCCCAGCUCACCUUUCAGAGCUCGUCACGGAAUAGAACACAGCUGAAAGCACUUUUUACCAUAACAGCAGAAGAAAACAUAAGGGUUCUGCCAAACCAUGGCCUCCACGCUGCGGGGUUCUUCUCCGCCUUCCUUGUCUCCCUUGUGCUGACCUGGGCUGCCCUCUUCCUCAUGGUUCGCUAUCAGUGUCUGAAGGGAAACCUGCUCACCAGACGUCGGGUCUGGCGGCACGAGAGCAAGCUGGAACCCUUGCCGUUCACGUCAGCUGACGGCGUGAAUGAGGACCUUUCCCUUAAUGACCAAAUGAUAGACAUUCUGUCUUCCGAGGACCCUGGGAGCAUGCUGCAAGCGUUGGAAGAGUUGGAGAUCGCAACCCUGAAUCGAGCAGAUGCAGAUCUAGAGGCUUGUCGAACACAAAUCAGCAAGGACGUCAUUGCCCUUCUACUGAAAAACCUCACCAACAACGGCCACCUCUCACCCCAAGUAGAGAGAAAAAUGAGUGCUGUUUUCAAAAAGCAGUUUCUGUUGCUGGAUAAUGAAAUACAAGAGGAGUACGAUCGGAAGAUGGUGGCAUUGACAGCUGAAUGCGACCUGGAAACAAGAAAGAAGAUGGAAAACCAGUACCAGAGAGAGAUGAUGGCAAUGGAGGAAGCAGAAGAGUUGCUGAAACGUGCUAGUGAGAGGUCUGCUGUAGAGUGCAGCAACCUUCUGCGGACCCUCCAUGGCCUGGAACAGGAGCACUUACGGAAGUCUCUUGCUUUGCAACAAGAAGAAGACUUUGCCAAAGCUCACAGGCAGCUGGCUGUUUUCCAGAGAAACGAACUGCACAGUAUCUUUUUUACCCAGAUAAAAAGUGCUCUUUUCAAAGGGGAAUUGAAGCCAGAGGCGGCUAAAAUACUGCUGCAAAAUUAUUCUAAAAUACAGGAGAAUGUAGAAGAGUUAAUGGACUUUUUCCAGGCUAAUAAGAGGUAUCAUCUGAGCAAAAGAUUUGGCCACAGGGAAUAUCUGGUCCAGAACCUACAGUCAUCAGAGACCCGUGUGCAGGGCCUUCUGAGCACUGCCGCAGCCCAGCUGACCCACCUCAUUCAGAAGCACGAGAGAGCGGGGUACCUGGAUGAAGACCAAAUGGAAGUGCUGUUGGAACGGGCUCAGACAGAAGUCUUUUCAAUCAAGCAGAAGUUGGACAAUGACUUAAAGCAGGAAAAGAGAAAGCUCCACCAAAAACUAAUACUUAAGAGAAGACGAGAGUUGCUGCAAAAGCACCGGGAGCAGCGGAGGGAGCAGCUGUCCAUUGGCGAGGCCUUCCAGGCGGCCGAGGAUGCCGGCCAGUACCUGCGCCAGUGGAGGAGCCUGAUGGAGGACCACGGUGCCGCCCUGGAGGAGCUGCAGGAGCAUCUGGACCAGGCCGCCCUGGACGAUCUCAGGGCCCUGACCCUGUCGCUGUUCGAGAAGGCCACCGACGAGCUGCGGCGCCUGCAGAACUCGGCCAUGACCCAGGAGCUGCUCAAGCGCAGUGUGCCCUGGCUCUUCCUGCAGCAGAUCCUGGAGGAGCACGGCAAGGAGAUGGCCGCGCGGGCCGAGCAGCUGGAGGGAGAGGAGAGGGACAGGGACCAGGAGGGUGUCCAGGGCGUGAGGCAGAGACUGAAGGACGACGCUCCCGAGGUGUCCACGGAGGAGCAGGUGGAGCUGAGAGGCUGGGAGCGCCUGAUCUUCAUGAAGCUCUGCUCCUCAGUCUUCUCCCUGUCUGAAGAGGAGCUGCUCAGGAUGAGGCAGGAGGUCCAUGGCUGCUUUGCUCAGAUGGACAGGAGCUUGGCCCUCCCCAAAAUCCGGGCCCGAGUUCUGCUGCAGCGAUUUCAGACUGCGUGGCGAGAAGCAGAAUUCCUGAAGCUGGACCAGGCCCUGGCGGCCCCCGAGCUGCAGCCGCAGUCCAAGGUGAGAAAGUCACGAUCCAAGAGUAAAAGCAAGGGAGAGCUUCUGAAGAAGUGCAUCGAAGAUAAAAUCCACCUCUGUGAGGAACAGGCUGCUGAAGACCUGGCUGAAAAGGUCCGAGGUGAAUUGCUACAGGAGAGAGUGCAGCGGCUGGAGGCGCAGGAGGGAGGCUUUGCACAGUCUCUUGUUGCUCUGCAGUUCCAGAAGGCAGCCCGGGUGACCCAGACCCUGUCGGCCUACACUGCCCUCCUCAGCAUCCAAGACUUGCUCCUGGAAGAGCUGAGUGCGACUGAGACGCUGACCAAGUCAGCCUGCAUGCAGAUUCUGGAAUCACAUAGCCGGGAGCUCCAGGAGCUCGAGAGGAAGCUGGAGGACCAGCUGGCACAGCAGGAGGCAGCCCAGCAGCAGCAGGCCCUGGCGAGCUGGCAGCAGUGGGUGGCCGAUGGGCCCGGGAUUCUGAACGAACCUGGGGAGGCGGAUUCUGAAAGGCAGGUUUCUAUUGUCCUGCAGCAAGCCCUGAGCAGGAGCCAGACGCUACUGGAGCAGCACCAGCAGAGUUUGAGAGAAGAGCAACAGAACAGUGUCGUCCUAGAAGACCUGUUGGAAAACAUGGAGGCGGACACCUUCGCAACCCUGUACAGCCAGGAUGGUGAUGAGAAGGAGCCUUGGGAACUGCAGAGCACCUGUGUGCAAAGCCUCUGGCACGGCCCGGCACACAGAGGACCCUCAAUCAGUGCCAAUGGCAGCAACCACAGCAGUCAUCACGUUUCCCCGUCGAUGUUUUCUGUGGUUUGACAGGCACCCAGAUAUUCUCCUUCUUUUCUAUCUUUAACUAAGUUUAAUAUACAAAAACUAGGUUCCACCAGGAACAAAGUGGGUAAGAGAAAACUGGGCCAGAGCCAUAAAUCAGCGGUAUUGCACCCCACACGACAGCUCUCUGAGUUGAGAUCAGGCAGCCUUUAUUGCACCCCACACGACAGCUCUCUGAGUUGAGGUCAGGCAGCCUUUAUUGCACCCCACACGACAGCUCUCUGAGUUGAGGUCAGGCAGCCUUUCUCAUCCUUGGCCAGCAUUGCAGCGCUCACCUGCCUUCCUGAUACACAGCCCCGAGGCCGUGCGUGGAGCCUUAUGCGGUCAUGUACCUGACUGUCUGCUACUGGUCAGGUUUUAUACGCAUUCUGCAAUGGGCUUCCUGUGCUUCUGGUGUCUGUAAGUAGCAGGAAAUAUGAUUUCAGACAGUGGUGAAUGCAAGCCACAUGACCUUGGAGAGGCGCUUGAGGACACAGUGACGUCAGGGUCAUGUUCUGUGAUUCUUUCCACAGUUCCUUCUCAUAGUUCCAGCUGCCAUAACUUUCAGAGCAACGAAAGAAGUGGAAGAACUGCCACCAAGCCUGCUCUUUCUUAUCAGGGAAACCAGUGCCCCCAGGUCCCUGCAGCAGAUUCCCCUCCCAACCUGAAAGCUGGCCUGCAGGCCCUGCUAGGUGCAGGGGAGGUGCAAGUCACUUACUCCAGCCUCUGAGAAGGGAGUCAGCAGGGGGAGGGGGUUGGGGCACUUUUAGGUGUCCAGCCAGCUACAUCCACAGACACACCCAGCUUCCUGAAUGGAUUCGUUUUUCAUCCAUUUACUGUCACAAAUGACCACAAACAGCAGCUUAUCACAGCUACAAACUUACCUUAUAGUUCUGUAGGUCAGAAAUCCAACAUGGGUUUCUCCAGGCUAAAAUCAAGGUGUUGGCAGAUUUGCCUGCCUUUCGGAUGCUUUAGGGGGAAAAUCUGUUUCCUGCUCACUUAAAUAAUUGGCAGGGCUUGGUCCAUUGUGGUUGUAGGACUGAGGUCCUUGUUUCUUUGCUGGCUGCCAGCCAGGGGAUAUUCCUGGCCUCCGGUGGCACCUACAUUCCUUGGCUCAUGGUCUCCUUUCUUCAUCUUCAAACACAGCAAAAUCGUAUCUCUCUGGCCCUUCUUCUAGCCUCUGUGUUAGGUCAUGUCUCUCUCUGACCUAACACAGAAGGAAGAAUCUCUGCUUUUAAGGAUCCACGUGAUGAUUACGUUGGAACCACCUGGAUAAUCUGAGAUAACCGCUUUCCCACCCCAUCUCCAGGCCCUUCACCUCACUCCCAUCUGCAAAGUACCCUUCCCCUUUAAGGUGACAUUUUCGUAGGUCCCAGGAUGGGAGUGUGGACAUUUUGGAGAGGGGUCAUUAUUCUGCGACUGUACAAAACAAGGUGCCAGCGUUAGCACUGGAGUGACAGUGUCCAAACAGGGCAGGGAGGAGCUGGUGCUUCCCGCACACCUGCCAUGCACUGAGUGCUGUCCUAGGCACUUAGGUCUGUUAUUCAUUUACCCUACAGAAAGAUGGGAAACCGGCAGUAUUAUCCUGUUUUAUGAAUAAAGGGACUGAGGCACAGAGAGGUGGUGAGGGCAUGAGGACUCGCCACUGCUGGUGGGGGGCUCAGGAUUCAGCCCAACCUGGUGCUACACAGACUGUGCUCUUCCUGACUGGCUCUGAAGGGUCUGAAGCAGAUGAGCACCCACUGGCCUGUGUCUUUGCAUAACUGAGCCACUUCCCACUCUCAACUCUGAUUCCCCCACCUUCUUCUUUGUUACUUUGAGACUUCACAGAAAGCUAGUAUCACCAGUGGAAUUUCACCCAGGUUCAUUUCUAGACUGUGGGCCCUUUCCAAUUGUGAACUCUGCAUGCAUCUCAGUCCGCUUCUGCUAUUAUUCAAAAUUCCUAGAUUGGAUGAUUUAUCAAGAAUAGAAAUGCUUGGCUGGGCACGGUGGCUUAUGCCUGUAAUCCCAGCACUUUGGGAGGCCAAGGCGGGCAGAUCGCCUGAGGUUGGGAGUUCGAGACCAGCCUGACCAACAUGGAGAAACCCCGUCUCUGCCAAAAAUACAAAAAAUUAGCUGGGUGUGGUGGCACACACCUGUAAUCCCAGCUACUCUGGAGGCUGAGGUAGGAAAAUCACUUGAACCCAGGAGGCAGAGGUUGCAGUGAGCCGAGAUCGCACGAUUGCACACCAGCCCGGGGAACAAGGGCGAAACUCCGCCUCAAAAAAAAAAAAAAAGAAUUAGCAAUUCUUUAUCAAUCUUCUCACAACUUUGGAGGCUGGAAAGUCCAAAAUUAAGGCACCUGCAGAUGCAGUGUCUGAUGAGGACAGCUCCACUUCCAAGAUGGUGCCUUGUUGCUGUGUCCUCUGGAGGGCAGGAAGACCAUGUGCUUGUGUGGCAGAGGGGAUGGGAAGGCAAAGGGGGCCUAGCUGGUUCUCUGGAGCCCUUCUAUAAGACAUUAAUCCUAUUUUUGAGGGCAGAGCCCUCAUGGGCUCAUCACCUCCCAAAGGCCCCCCUUCCUAAUACAGUGGCACUGGAUUAAGUUUCCACAUGAAUUUUGGAAGAGACACAAAUGCUCAAACCAUAGCGCUCUGCUGAAGAAUUGGCUCCAUGAGGAGUAAAUGCGGCCGCACCGGAAGCUCUGGGAAGCAGGGACCAGGUAGGGUUGUUGUUUUUCUCGGUCCCCAGCUUGGUGCUUUAUAUAGUCUGCCCAGUAAUACAUAGUCAGCUGAAUUUCUUUCUUCCCAACGCCUGUGUAUUAAUGAGUUCUCCAGAGAAACAGAACUGAUAGCAUGUGUCUCUGCAGAGAAAGAGGUUUAUUUAAGGAAUUGGCUCACAUGGUUGUGGAGGCUGGUGAGUCCAGAUUCUGCAGGGUUGGCCUGCAGGCUGGAGACUCAGGAAGGAGAUGCACUUCGAAUCCAAAGGCUGUCUCUGGAAGAAUGAUCUCCUGCUCAGGGCUGGCCGGCCUUUUUGUUCUCUUCAGGCCUUCAACUAAUCGACUGAGGCCAGCCACAUUAUGGCAGGCAAUCUACUUUCCUCAGAGUCCACCAGUUUAAAUAUUAAUCUCAUCCCAAAAUGCCCCCACAGAAACAAGAGGAAUGUUUAACUGAACAUCUGGGCGCAGUGGCCCAGCCAAAUUGCCAUAUCAAAUGAACUACCACACGCAGUCUGGAGGAAGCCCCGUAUUUUGCCAUUUUCUUUUUUGCACCAGAGAAAAGAGUCAUCAGGAAGCUCAGUCCUCCAUCCCCCUUGUGUCCUUCCUCCUCCUGCUGCUCCUUCAUCCUGUGGAGAGGAGCAGGGAGGAAGCGGGGAGAGAGGCUGUCCACUGGCCACUCCGGACCUCGCUGUCACCCUCCUCUGCCUAGAGAGUGUGUCCCUGUGUUGCUUGAUGGUCCAUUUCUUUACAUUUUUUUUUUAAUUUAUUUCAACUGGGGAACAGGUGGUUUUUGGUUACAUGGCUAAGUUCUUUAUUGGUGAUUUCUGAGAUUUUGGUGCACCCACUACCCGAGCAGUGUACACUGUAUCAAUGUGUAGUCUUUUAUCCGUCACUGACCCCCUUCUUCCCCCUGAGAACCAAAAGUCCAUUAUAUCAUUCUUAUGCCUUUACAUCCUCAUAGCUUAGCUCCUCUCGUGAAUAAGAACAUACAAUACAUGGUUUUCCAUUCCGGAGUUACCUCACUUAGAAUAGUGACCUCCAGCUCCAUCUGGGUUGCGGCAGAGGCCAUUAUUUCAUUCCGUGCUGUGGCUCCGUAGUCGUCCGUGGUGUUUAUACAGCACAUUUUCUUUAUCCACUCGGGUGGUGGGCACUCAGGCUGCUUCCAUAUUUUUACAGUUGUGAAUGGUGCUUGUGCAAGUGUCUUUUCCAUACAAUGACUUCUUUUCCUCUGGGUAGAUACCCAGUAAUGGGGUUGCUGGAUCAAAUGGUAGCUGUACUUCCAGUUCUUUAAAGAAUGUCCAUACUGUUUUCCAUAGUGGUUGAACUAGUUGACAUUCCCACCGGCAGUGUAAAAGUGUUCCCUUUUUACCCUUUGUGAUCCAUUUCUGUCUGUAGAUGUGGCAUCAGAUUCAAAGCUCAUGACCCAUGUGGAUGCUUUUUAUGUCACCUCUUUCAGGAAGAUUUGACCCGGUGAACUGAUUUGUCUGGAGGAUUACUGAUCAGGGACCACUGCAGCUGGAAGGGCUGUGUCAAUGGGCUGGUCUAUCCCCACAUUGACUGGUGGGAUCCCAGCUGUAAAGGCUUAGACCCUGCCUCAGGAAGAGGUGAAUCUGCAGGGUGUCUAUGAAGUCACUGUUCAUCCAUCUUGUAUCCAUCAAACAUCUGUUGGUUAUGCUCUCUGUUUCCGGAACUGGGUUAAGUGCUGGAGACAGGGAACCGUGUGUCACUGAGUUCAUCCUAAGAGCCUAGUUCCAGAGGCACACUGGAAAUGGGACAGUUACAGCAGAGCUGGUUCAAACCAAUGUGAGAUCAGAGGAGGGACACCUGGCCCAGAAGGUGGGGUCGGGGAAUAGUAGCGCAGAGUCCAAAAGAAUGCGCUGGAGAGAGACAGAGAGUAGCUUGGGAGAAAUAUGCUCUAGGCAGAAGGAAGCUCAUGGGUAAGGACUCAGUGGCCCUGGAGAGCAACAGCCAGGGAAGGACGAGCAGUUCAGCAUGACAGCAGAGGGAGGCCAUGGACGGGGAGCGUCAGGACAUGGAAGGAGCUCUGGUAUUUGGAACAGCACCUUUCCCUGUGCCUUCAGUGAAAGCACUUUCCAAGGUCAUAGCGACCUCGUGUUUCCAAGCGGUUGAGUCCCUGUCUUUGUUUCUCCUGACCUCUCUGUGGUUCCCGACCCCCGCAGCCCACCCUUCUGAACACGUCCUCUCCUUGGCUUCUGGCACCUGGACUCGUUGCCUGCCACCCCUGGCCACCCCUGCUCAGGCUCCUCGCUGGACACUGCUCCUUCUCACGGCCUUUGGGUGCUGAGCACCCAAUAGCUCUGUCCUUGGGCCUCUUUUCCUCUCCAGCUAUGGGCACUCCCUUGUUAAUGUCAUCUACAUAUUGCUCACUCCUAAUUCCAUCUCCUGAACUUGAGACUUGACCCUCAACUGCCGGCUGCACGCCUCCAUUAGUGCCUCUGUCCAAAUGGAGCUACAGGGAAUGCCAUUCCCGCUCCCACACUUGCUCCCCCAUCUCAGUAAAUGGCAGCUCCCUUUGCCCAGUGAAAGAUUGGUGCCGUCCUUUAUUUCUCUCCUCCUUUCCACAAAAGUUAUUGGCUCUGCCAUUGCUAUGUCUCCAAAGUCUGCUCACCCCUGGCCACCUCCCUGCCCUGCUCUGUCCAAGCUGCCUUCAUCCCUCGCCUGGGAUACUCUUCUUCCUCCACGUCUCUUGUUGCAGAUGGUUCCUUUUCACACACCACCCAACACAACCUUUUAAAAGUGAAAAUCGGCUCGUGCCACUCCUCUGCUUAAGGUUUUACCAGUGCAAAUACAAGGCAAAAUCCUUACCUGGUGAAAAGGCCCUGUGCGAGCUGACCUCCUGUCCUUCUGGCCUUUCUCCAUCCCUGUCCUUGCCCCUUGCUCCCUGCCAGCUUCUCCUCUCGGGGUCUCUGCUCCGGUUUCCCUUCUGCCUGUGUUUGCCCAUGGCUUCCUUAUUCCCUGCUUGCAGGUGGCUGCUCAGAUGUCGCCUCCUCAGAGAAGCCUUCCCUGACCAGCAUCUAAAACACGGGCUGCCCCUACACAUCACCCUCUGUCCCUUUGUCCUGCCUCAUGUUUCAUCCUUGUCCAUCUGUUUUUUUAAUGCCUACAUCUGUCUCUUUGACUUGACUGUAACCCUGGUGAGGGCAGGGACUUUGUUUCACUCGCUGCCCUCACUCCAGUGCCUAGAAGAGCAUCUGGCACCUAGCAGGUCUCCACCUUCAUGUUACGAGUGCAUAAGUGAGUGAAUGCACCAGCGAUGUGCUGUGGCACGCUGCAUAAAGACAUCCAACAAUGACUAUGUCCCGAUCCCUGGGACCUGCGAGUGCGGUCUUACAUAGCAAAAGGGACUUUGAUUUGAUGUGUGAUUAAGUUAAGGAUCUUUAGAUGGGGCAGGGGGACUCCCCUGAAUCAUCCCUGUGUUCUUAGAAGAGGGAGGCAGGAGGGUCAGGGACAGGGGAGAAGGCUGUGUGAUGAUGAUGAUGGAGACGGAGAUCAGAGGGAGGUGAUGAGGAUGGGGGCGGGCACUAGCCCAGGAACACAGGCGGCCUGCAGCAGCUGGAGGAGGCAAAGAGACAGAUCCUCCCCUGGAGCUUCCAGGAGGAACCAGCCCUGCCCGCACCUUGACUUUAGCCCAGUGAGGCUGAUUUCAGACUCUGGUUCUCCGGAACUGUACAUAGAUACAUGUCUGUCAUUUUAUGCCACAAGUUUAUGGUAAUUUGUCACAGCUGCAUAGGAAACUCACAGAUGCCACCGCAGCAGCAACCGGCAUUGGCUGAGUUCCUGCCCUUGGCCAAUCACUGCAUUCAGCUGCUUUGUAAAAUCAAGAUUCCUUCUAGGUGAAGGCAACGGAAAUUCAACUCAAACUGCUUUGAGCAUAAAAGGAGAUGGCUUGAUCCCCUUCUGUCCCCCAGAAGAGCAGGGCUGAGGUUUCGGGGCUCAAGUGGCCAAGGGACCCUCUGAGUCUUUCUGCUUCUCCAUCUCUCUGGUCUGUUUCUUUGUGCUCACUGAUCAGCUUUCUCCACACAGAGGGACACGUGUAGCUGGCAACCCUCAGCUUAUGGUCUUUCAACACCCAGGUGUCCUGACGUUGCUGUGUAAGAUGCCUCUCUCUCUCAGAUUUGCCCGGUAAAACCCCAGGGAAAGUUUCUGAUUGGCAAGUGGCCAGACACCCUGCCCUGUUACUGGGAGAAGUGGUUGGUUUUUGCGUCUUCGCAGCACAGAACAGUUUUACAGGCCCCGGUUCAUUUUGUCUGCACAAAUGUCUUUGCUGUAGGUAUUACUGUGACCCCUACUUUUGAGACAAGGUCCCACUCUGUCACCCAGGCUGGAGUGCCGUGACGCAAUCAUGAUUCACUGCAGCCUUGACCUCCCAGGCUCAAAUGAUCCUCCUGCCUCAGCCUCCCAAAGUGCUGGAUUACAGGUGUGAGCCACUAUGCCUGGCCAAAACCUUUAACUUUGAAAUUAUUUUAGAUUCACAAGAAGAUUAACAAGAAGUUACAGAGCUAAUUUAUAUAAACGAAUGGAUAAAACAGCCAGUUAACAUCAAAUGGCAGUAACCCUAAAUUUAAGUCGACUAAAUCCCUCAAUCAAAAGAUACAGCUAAAACCUAACGGUAUGCUACAUCCAGAUCCAUUUCACAUCCAAAGAUACACAAAGACUCAAAGAAAGGGAUAGAGAAAGACUUACCAACCAAAUGGAGAGCAAAAAUAAAUAAAUAAGUAAAAAGCAGGAGUUGCAAUUCUCGCAUCUGAUAAAAUAGAUUUCAAAGCAACAAAGAUAUAGUGGUAAAAGGAUCAGUGCAACAAUAAGAGCUAACGAUCCUAACACCCAGAUGCAUAAGACCCAUAAAGAGAUUUAGACUCAACCAGACAGAAAAUUGAUGAGGAAACCAGGACUUGAACUCAGAUCCGGAACAAGUAAACUUAAUAAAUAUUUAUAGAGCUCUCCAUUUUAAAUACACAAAAUAUACAUUCUCCACUUUAAAUACACAAAAUAUUGAUCGGCCAUUAUUAAUACCCAUUUUUAGAAUAAAGCAAUAUUCCUGUUCUCUCUUCCUCUUUUUCUUCCUCUUUCUUUCUCUCCUUCACUCCUAUUUUUCUCUUUCUUUUCUUCUUUCCUUUCUAAAGAAAAAAAAAAGAAGUUACAGAGCUAGUAUAAAGUUUCAGGACCCUGCCCCCCAUUUUCCCUCAGUUUCCCUCAGUGCUUCCUGUCAGACAGCAUCAGAACCAGGAAGUUGACGUUGAUAUGAAAUGUAUGUAUAGUUCUCUGUCAUUUGAGCUCAUGUACAUUCAUGUAACCAGCACCACCACCAUCAAGACACAGAGCUGCCAACCACCGCAAAGACCACCUGUGCUGCCCCUUGAUGGUCACGCCCCCUCCCCAGCCCCACCCCGGCAACCACUUCUACUCUCCAGCUCCAAGUGUCAUCACGCCGGUGUGGCUACAUGCGUGGAAUCAUGCAGCAUGUGACCUUUGGAGACUGGCUCUUUCCCCUCGGCUUAAUGCCCCUGGGAUGCUUCCAGUUCUUUCUUUUGACUGCAGAGUAGUAUCUUGCGGCAUGGAUGUAGCACAGUGUCUUUAAUCGUCCACUGGUUCCGAGACACUUCUGUUGUUUCCAGAGCCUGCACUGAUUGCCUGGUGCCUAAUGGCUUCAUGGAAUGUGAGGAGGAGGAGAGAGCACAUUCAUGAUGAAUCUCCCUGCUGCACCCUGGGGCUUUUGCUGUAGGGAUCUGGGAACUGCCCCAGUGACUUGAGAGCAGCUGGACAGGAUGGAUGGAGGCUUUGGAAGCAACCCGGGAGCCAAGGUUGCUGACCAAAUAGAUUUUUUUGAUAGCUCCGAAAGUUCAGGAACAUGUGUUCCAGACUCAGCUACUGAAAUAUUUAUCACUCCAGGACAGAAUGUCCUCAGACUGUGAUCAUGAAAAAGGGUGGUUCAAUGUAAGGGGUGGCGAGGGUCUGAGCUCCC
Messenger RNA from Callithrix jacchus (white-tufted-ear marmoset), 12167 nucleotides. It is a transcript of the gene EVC2, whose product is annotated as EvC ciliary complex subunit 2. Gene Ontology annotation, cellular component: plasma membrane protein complex; ciliary membrane. NCBI's taxonomy places the organism in Eukaryota, Metazoa, Chordata, Mammalia, Primates, Cebidae. Gene Ontology annotation, biological process: smoothened signaling pathway. The record is from RefSeq and is a predicted model, not a curated record.